UCCUACGUCGAGCUUAUGCAAACGAUUUGAAUAUAUGCAGGAUAUGUCUGUGUUUUCUCUUGCAAUUCUCACUUUAAUUUUGUACGUUGGAUGCAGCAAAAGCAAAAUGGGAGUUAAAGGGGAAUUUUUUGAAAUUGUAUCUUUUUUCUGGACUCUACUAUGCUUUUCAUGCCUGACUUAUGCGAUGGAGUUCGAGGCAAAUCAGACGGCCUCUUUAGUUGUCUAUGCGUCGGCCGAAUCUGGGCGGAAGAUGCCCGACAACUUGUUUGGCAUCUUUUUUGAGGAGAUUAAUCAUGCUGGAGCUGGUGGAUUGUGGGCAGAGCUUGUAAGCAAUAGAGGAUUUGAAGCUGGUGGUCCCGUCACUCCUUCAAACAUCGAUCCAUGGUCUACAAUUGGUAAUGAAUCAUCCAUUUUUUUGUCGACGGACGGGUCAUCGUGUUUUUGUCGAAAUAAGGUUGCACUAAGGAUGGAAGUGCUUUGUGAUGAUUGUGGACCUUAUAGCUGCCCAGAGGGUGGUGUUGGGGUGUAUAAUCCUGGUUACUGGGGCAUGCAUGUUGAAGAAGGAAAUAAAUAUAAGGUGGUCAUGUAUGUUAUGUCAAAGGAUAAUGCGAUCAUUUUGGUUUCACUGAAAAGUUCAGAUGGAUUGACUAACCUUGCGGCAGAUACCAUUAGUGUUGACACAUCUAAGACGUCUUAUUGGACUAAGGUGGAGCUCAUAUUGGAAUCUAAAGGAACAAAUGCUAAUGCAAGACUUGAAAUAACAACAACAAAGAAAGGUGUAUAUUGGUUUGAUCAAGUGUCAGUCAUGCCUAUGGACACCUACAAGGGACAUGGAUUUAGGAAGGACCUUGGCUCUAUGCUAGAAAAUUUGAAGCCUCGGUUUCUUAGAUUUCCAGGUGGAUCUUUUGUUGAGGGAGAGUGGCUAAGAAAUGCAUUUCGAUGGAGAGAGACAGUUGGUCCAUGGGAAGAGAGGCCUGGUCACUUUGGUGAUGUUUGGAAGUACUGGACGGAUGAUGGACUAGGAUAUUUUGAAUUUCUUCAACUUGCAGAGGAUAUAGGUGCAUCCCCUAUUUGGGUGAUCAAUAACGGGAUCAGCCAUCAUGAUCAAGUUGAUUCGUCCGACAUUUUACCUUUUGUCAAGGAUACUCUUGAUGGUAUUGAGUUUGCUAGGGGAGAUUCAUAUUCAAAUUGGGGCUCUGUUCGAACAUCAAUGGGACAUCCAGAGCCAUUUCAACUGAACUUAAUUGCAGUUGGGAACCAGGAUUGUUUCAAACAAAAUUAUCGAGGAAACUACCUGAAGUUUCACUCUCUCGUAAAAGCUGCCUAUCCGGAUAUCAAAAUUAUUACAAACUGCGAUGCUUCUUCUCAAGAACUUGAUCAUCCUGCUGAUCUGUAUGAUAUUCAUGUUUACACCUCUGCUUCAGACAUGUUUUCUAGGGUUUAUCAAUUUGAUCGCUUAAAGCGUACUGGUCCCAAGGCUUUUGUUAGUGAGUAUGCUGUGACUGGAAGAGAUGCUGGGAGAGGAAACCUUUUAGCAGCGUUAGCAGAAGCCGGCUUUCUUAUUGGAUUGGAAAAAAAUAGUGACGUGGUUUACAUGGCAAGUUGUGCUCCGCUUUUCGUAAAUGACAAUGAUCGCAGCUUUAACCCGGAUGCCAUAGUCUUUAACUCAUGGCAACAAUAUGGUACUCCCACCUACUGGAUGCAACAUUUCUUUAAAGAAUCAAGCGGUGCAGUCUUCCACCCCUCCAUUCUCCAAAGCAGUACUGCUGCUUCUUUGGCUGCGUCUGCAAUUACCUGGCAGAGUUCAGAAGACAGGAAGACUUACCUGAGAGUGAAGAUUGUCAAUUUUGGCAAUGAUGUUACGAAUAUCAAAAUUGUUUUGAAUGGAUUGCAAUAUGCCAUCGAUUCAUUUGGAUCAAAGAAGACUGUACUAACUUCCCAGAAUUCUAUGGACGAGAACUCCUUUAAUGAACCAACAAAGGUGGUGCCAGUUUCCAGUAUCCUUCCGAAUGCUGGAACGAGUAUGGAUAUUAUUCUUGACCCACACUCCUUAACUUCAUUUGAUUUAUUACUUGAUUCCACAUCUUACAGGUCUGCAAUGUGAAUGUUAUUAUAGCUACAAUGCUGUAAGUUCUGCUGUUGUAUAUCAUGCAUGUAAAAACUUUUAUGUAUUUUGAAAUUACAGUGAAAUGCAAAUGUAAUUCAUGCAUAGUGAAUAAAAAAAUUCAUGAAGAAACCAACUGAAAGAUUUCAUCUU
This is a messenger RNA of Dendrobium catenatum, 2257 nucleotides long. RefSeq names its product alpha-L-arabinofuranosidase 1-like. Bases 35 to 2104 code for a protein of 689 amino acids. The transcript has 17 exons. Gene Ontology annotation, biological process: L-arabinose metabolic process. The record is from RefSeq and is a predicted model, not a curated record. NCBI's taxonomy places the organism in Eukaryota, Viridiplantae, Streptophyta, Magnoliopsida, Asparagales, Orchidaceae. Gene Ontology annotation, molecular function: alpha-L-arabinofuranosidase activity.